This is a messenger RNA of Dunckerocampus dactyliophorus (ringed pipefish), 1156 nucleotides long. Its product is annotated as recoverin-like. The transcript is spliced from 4 exons. The record is from RefSeq and is a predicted model, not a curated record. Gene Ontology annotation, molecular function: calcium ion binding. The coding region runs from base 196 to 774 and encodes 192 amino acids. Lineage: Eukaryota; Metazoa; Chordata; Actinopteri; Syngnathiformes; Syngnathidae.
AUUUGACUUAUCCUGCAGGUGGAGGCUGACUUCCUGCGCUGCCGGCAGACGAGACAUUCCCGCUGCUUCCGCAAGCAUCUGCUGCUCUCACACAGGGCUGAGCUGAAGGCCCACACCAGGAGCGUUCUUCUAGAAGAGUCUAACACCUGGCACAGAAGGUCGUACGUCAGCUCGUCGUGGUGAGAACCAGCAGCCAUGGGCAACUCCAGAAGCAGCGCCGUGUCCAAGGAGAUCCUGGAGGACCUGAAGCUCAACACCAAGUUCUCCGAGCAGGAGAUCGCCCAGUGGUACGAGAACUUCAAGAGGCAGUGUCCCACCGGACGUAUCAGCAAGGAGGAGUUCCAGACCAUCUACACCAAGUUCUUCCCGGAGAGCGACGCCAACACGUACGCCCAGCACGUCUUCCGCUCCUUCGACACCAACGACGACGGCACGCUGGACUUCAAGGAGUACAUCAUUGCCCUGCACAUGACCUCCACCGGGAAGACCACCAGGAAGCUGGAGUGGGCCUUCUCGCUCUUUGACGUCGACAAGAACGGCUACAUCACCAAGUCGGAGGUCAAGGAAAUUUGCUCGGCUAUUUUCAAGCUAAUUCCCAAGGACGAAUUGUCCAAACUGCCUUCUGACGAGAACACGGCUGAGAAGAGGGCGGAAAAACUGUGGAAGUUCUUUGACAAGGGAGAUACGGAGCGCGUGGCGGAGGGGGAGUUCAUCAAGGGGGUGUUGGAGAACGAAGAGGCCCUUCGCUUGAUCCAGUACCAGCCCCCGCAGUAGCCCGGCCCUGCGAGGCGCCCCCUUCGCCAGUCUCGACCUGCAUCUGACCUCCGAAGGCACCUUCAGCGCUCGUGAGCACUCAGUAGGCGUUGGGAUGUUCACCAAGAAUCCACUCCCGCCGCGUCCCUCGCUCGUGUUCGCGCGCCACCUCUCACCACAGCGCGGCAGCAAUCGCGCGUGUAGUUCCACUUCCUGUUUUUGUUUCGUCUGUAGCAAGGUUGCGUCAUGAUGAAGUGUGUAGUCGUGUCUUCUCAGCCAAACGUUGUCAUUUGCUCACGUCCUGUGUUUUGUCAUUUUGCACAACCUGCCCCCCACCCGUUCCCCAUUUUGGUCCACUCAGUCGUUCCGUGAAGUAUUGUCAAUAAAGGCUGUCUUAAAGGAA